AUUCAUUGUUUAAUUUAAAUUCCGUGAAUCAUUAACUUUAAGUUAUCUGCUUUCAGGUAGAAGGAGCAUGAAGUGUGAAGGAACUAUCAAUGCUGCUUGUGCUUGCGAUCGACCAGAGAUAGAUUUUCCAAUGAAUGUAACUGAACGCUCUUCCAAUGUCACUCUAACAGGCUUUUGUGGGGAACCGUGUGUAAACCAUGUGCUACAGUCCUUCUCCAUCAUCAUGUACAUCUUGUGUCUUCUGUUCAACUUCUUGGUCAUCUUUGGAGUCUUUCUUUCAAGACAACUGAAGAAACCAAUGUACUUGUUGAUGUUAAACCUUGCCAUCACUGACCUGGUGGGAUGCAGCGCAAAUGUGUGCCUGGUCUUUGAUAUGUUCUUUUCAGGGGAACAGUUUGUGUCAAAGGAGGCCUGCUUCGUUCAAGUGUUCUUUGUGUAUUUAUUUGGUGGAUUGUUGUGCGGAGCCAUCACCACGAUGGCAGUGGAUCGUUUCAUUGCCAUCUGCCAUCCUUUUUCAUACCUUCACAUCUUCAAGUGGAAAAAUAUAUUGAAAAUAAUGAUGGCGGUGUGGGCUGUAUCUCUGGUGAUGGCCUUUGUGUAUGUGGGACUGUGUGUGAAGAUGUUGAGACAGCCUGUGGUUGUUCGGGGCUUGAUGUGCGAUCACCUUUCUCUCAGCAACGUUGUGCAGGACCGGUUAAACUUUGAUUUUAUUUACAAUGUUUUCAUGUCAGUCGGUCUCAUUCUAGUCUGCAGUGCUUUACAGUGUUACACGUACCGUCAAAUAUUUGCCGAAAUCAACAAGUCCAAUGAUCGUGAAAUGGCUCAGAGUUCAAAAUCUAAAUUGGUGAAGCACCUCUUCAUACCAUUAAGUACAUAUGUUGUUGGCUUUUCCAUGCUCUGCGUCACGAUUGUCGACCAUUUUGUUUGCCAUCCAUAUGUGAUUAACACAAAGGUCAUCUUCCAGUUUAUUUAUUACACUACAGUUCCUGUGCUGAAUCCAAUCAUUUAUGGUCUUCAUAUCACAGAGCUGAGAAAACAUCUGUUGCACUUUCUGAACACCCAGAUGGUUUCUUUAUUCUCAUGA
Callorhinchus milii (elephant shark) is the source of this 1084-nucleotide messenger RNA. Its product is annotated as olfactory receptor 52K1-like. Gene Ontology annotation, biological process: G protein-coupled receptor signaling pathway. Gene Ontology annotation, cellular component: membrane. Bases 68 to 1084 code for a protein of 338 amino acids. The transcript has a single exon. Gene Ontology annotation, molecular function: G protein-coupled receptor activity. The record is from RefSeq and is a predicted model, not a curated record. NCBI's taxonomy places the organism in Eukaryota, Metazoa, Chordata, Chondrichthyes, Chimaeriformes, Callorhinchidae.